AUGUUGCCCUGGCUUAGAAAGAUUGGAACAGAAAUAAAGCGAUACGGUCGCAAGUUGAAGGAUGACGCAGUAUUGGGCGGUGCCAACGACCCGCAUGUCUGGUACAGAGACCUCGAGAAGCACCGCUAUGGCGAGUUAUCUUUUGCGGUAGUCCAGGGCAAUGCGAUUCUUGAGGAUCAGAGUCAGGUCGAGAGUGGCAGCGAUGCCACAUUCGUCGGUGUUUAUGAUGGCCAUGCUGGCCCUGAAGCCGCUAAUUUCAUCUAUGAAAACCUUUAUCCACAUUUUAUCAGGCUUGUUGAAGGUAGUGGAGCACUAUCUGAAGACGUUUUGAGGAGGGCCAUAGCUACUACAGAAGAUGGAUUUCUUUCGGUUGUGCGUGAGAAAUAUGAUACACGUCAGCUAUUUGCAACCAUUGGAUCUUGUUGUCUGGUUGGUGUCAUCUGGAAAGGAACACUAUAUGUUGCCAACCUGGGUGAUUCUAGAGCUGUAUUGGGUUAUUUAGAUGGAUCCAAUCAAAUUGUUGCUGAACAAUUGACUAAGGAACACAAUGUCUGUAUAGAGGAGGUUAGACAAGAACUCAUGGCCUCACAUCCAGAUGAUCCGGAGAUUGUAUUUGUGAAGAAUGGUGCGUGGCGUAUCAAAGGCAUCAUUCAGGUGUCUAGAGCUAUAGGGGAUGCAUACUUGAAAAUCCCAGAAUUCUCUAUUAGUCCAUCACACCCGCGAUUCCAUCUUCCUGAACCGCUGCGCCAACCAAUUUUAACAGCUGAACCAUCUAUAAUGUCAAGAGUUCUAGAACCCAAUGACAAUUUUCUCAUAUUUGCAUCUGAUGGGCUCUGGGAACACAUGACAAGCGAAGAGGCUGUUGAGGUCGUGCAUAAGAAUCCGCGAAGAGGCAUUGCAAGAAGACUUCUUAAAAAAGUUCUAACUGUGGCAGCUAAGAAUAGUGGUAAGAAGUAUGGUGAACUUAAGAAGAUUGAAAGGCAUGCCAGACGGGCAUUUCAUGAUGAUAUUACAGUUGUUGUCGUCUUUAUAGACAACAAUUCGAUGGGUGAAAGGGGUAAAAAUAUAUCUGUACCCGAUCUGUCAAUACGAGGGUUCAUGGACAAUGCUGGAUCUUCUUCAAAAGAGGGUGAAUCUUCAGAACAGGUUGAAUCUUCUUCAAAACAGGGUGAAUCUUCUUCAAAACAGGGUGAAUCUUCUUCAAAACAGGGUGAAUCUUCUUCAAAACAGGGUGGAUCAUCAAAACUUCAACAUUCUGCAAGGGAUUGA
This is a messenger RNA of Cornus florida, 1269 nucleotides long. RefSeq names its product probable protein phosphatase 2C 43. Gene Ontology annotation, molecular function: cation binding; protein serine/threonine phosphatase activity. Gene Ontology annotation, biological process: protein dephosphorylation. NCBI's taxonomy places the organism in Eukaryota, Viridiplantae, Streptophyta, Magnoliopsida, Cornales, Cornaceae. Bases 1 to 1269 code for a protein of 422 amino acids. The record is from RefSeq and is a predicted model, not a curated record. The transcript has 4 exons.